This is a messenger RNA of Dipodomys ordii (Ord's kangaroo rat), 2432 nucleotides long. RefSeq names its product relaxin/insulin-like family peptide receptor 2 (gene Rxfp2). Gene Ontology annotation, cellular component: membrane. The transcript is spliced from 18 exons. Gene Ontology annotation, biological process: G protein-coupled receptor signaling pathway. The record is from RefSeq and is a predicted model, not a curated record. Gene Ontology annotation, molecular function: protein binding; G protein-coupled receptor activity. NCBI's taxonomy places the organism in Eukaryota, Metazoa, Chordata, Mammalia, Rodentia, Heteromyidae. Bases 121 to 2334 code for a protein of 737 amino acids.
AAGUUACUAUAUCAGAACUAGUUCUGAGGUAUAAGGAGACGACGUCAAACAACCUCAUUGCUGUAAGCCUGUUGCUCUGCAUCUGAUAUUAGACAUCUCCUCAGCCUGAGAUCGAUUGCAAUGUUCCUCCUACUUCAUGUCAUCAUUCUGAUAGAUGUCAGAGGUUUUGCUCUGACUGAAGGCAGCACGGCCGCCCCUGCAUGCCCCAGAGGGUAUUUUCCCUGUGGGAACCUCACCAAGUGCCUGCCCCGGGCUUUCCACUGUGAUGGUGUGGAUGACUGUGGCAAUGGCGCAGAUGAGGAGAACUGUGGUGACACUAGUGGAUGGGCGACCAUAUUUGGCACAGUCCAUGGAAAUGUAAAUAAUGUGACAUUAACACAGGAGUGCUUUCUAAACCAGUACCCACAACACUGUUACUGCAAGGAAACUGAAUUGGAAUGCAUAAAAGCUGAUUUAAAAUCGGUGCCAACAAUUUCCAGCAACGUGACAUUACUGUCUCUUAAAAAAAACAACAUCCACAGACUUCCAGAUAGAGUUUUCAUCAAAUACAAAGAACUCAAAAAACUGUAUCUUCAGAAUAACUGCAUUAGACACAUUUCCAGAAAAGCUUUUUGGGGAUUACAUAAUCUGCAGAUAUUAUAUCUCAACCACAACUGUAUUACAACUCUCAGACCUGGAGUAUUCAAAGACUUGCAUCAGUUAACUUGGCUAAUUCUGGAUGACAAUCCAAUAACCCGAAUUUCACAGCGAUUAUUUACUGGAUUAAAUUCCUUAUUUUUUCUAUCUAUGGUUAAUAACUACAUAGAGGCCCUGCCUGAACAGAUGUGUGCCUAUAUGCCUCAACUCAAUUGGAUGGAUCUGGAAGGCAAUCAAAUAAAAUAUCUUGUGAAUUCCACCUUUCUGUCAUGCGAGUCUCUCACAGUCCUGUUUCUGCCUAGAAAUCAAAUUGAUUUUGUUCCAGAGAAGACAUUUGCCUCAUUAAAAAAUUUAGGAGAACUGGAUCUAUCCAGCAAUCUGAUAACAGAGCUACCAGCCCAUCUUUUUAAAGACCAAAAGCUUCUACAAAAGCUAAACCUAUCGUCCAAUCCUCUUUUGUACCUCCACAAGAACCAGUUUGGAAGUCUCAAACAACUUCAGUCUCUAGACCUGGAAAGGAUAGAGAUUCCAAAUAUAAACACAGGAAUGUUUCAACCCAUGAAGAAUCUUUCUCACAUUUAUUUCAAAAACUUUCGCUACUGCUCCUAUGCUCCCCAUGUCCGAAUAUGUAUGCCCUUGACUGACGGCAUUUCUUCAUUUGAGGACCUCUUGGCUAACAAUAUCCUCAGAAUAUUUGUCUGGGUUAUAGCUUUCAUUACCUGCUUUGGAAAUCUGUUUGUCAUUGCCAUGAGAUCUUUCAUUAAAGCUGAAAAUACAACUCACGCUCUGUCCAUCAAAAUCCUUUGUUGUGCUGACUGUCUGAUGGGGGUAUACUUGUUCUCCAUCGGAUUUUUCGAUCUAAAAUACCGAGGGCAAUAUCAGAAGUAUGCGCUGCUGUGGAUGGAGAGCUUGCCAUGCCACUUCAUGGGCUUCCUGGCCAUGCUGUCCACUGAAGUCUCCGUCCUGCUCCUCACCUUCCUGACUCUGGAGAAGUUCUUGGUCAUCGUGUUCCCCUUCAGUAACAUUCGCCUGGGAAAGAGGCAGACCGCCAUCAUCCUCAGCUCCAUCUGGAUGGCUGGAUUUCUCAUCGCUGUCAUUCCCUUUUGGAAUGAGGAUUCUUUUGGAAACUUUUAUGGAAAAAAUGGAGUAUGCUUUCCACUUCAUUAUGACCAUACAGACCAUACUGGAAACAAGGCAUAUUCUCUUGGAAUUUUUCUAGGUGUGAACUUGCUGGCUUUUCUCAUCAUUGUAUUUUCCUACAUUACUAUGUUCUGUUCCAUUCAAAAAACUGCUCUGCAGACGGCAGAAGUGAGGAAUCACAUUGGAAAAGAGGUGGCUGUUGCAAAUCGCUUCUUUUUUAUAGUGUUCUCUGAUGCCAUCUGCUGGAUUCCUGUGUUUGUAAUUAAAAUCCUUUCCCUCCUCCGAGUGGAAAUACCAGGCACAAUCACUUCCUGGAUAGUGAUUUUCUUCCUUCCUGUAAACAGUGCCUUGAACCCAAUCCUCUACACCCUCACCACCAGCUUUUUCAAGGACAGGUUGAAACAGCUGCUGCACAAACAUCGGAGGAAAUCCAUUUUCAAGAUUAAAAAGAAAAGUUUAUCAACAUCCAUGGUGUGGACAGAUGACACCUCUUCACUUAAACUUGGGGUUUUGAGCAAAAUAACCUUUGGGGACAGUAUAAUAAAGCCAGUUUCCUAGUGAUGGUUGGAAUCACUGGAUUUUCACGGGACUACCUAAAACAAGGUACAGCUUUUGGAAGAUGGCAUCUGCAAUGCUUUUCAACUUGGCCAGCGGCA